AUGGCGCAGCUCUGGCCGAAGGAGCGGCUGGCCCUGAGCGCAGCAGAAUGUGCCCAGAUGCCGGCGAUUGUGAUUCACGACCACGACCCCGACGUGCAGCGCGCUGACCCCUCGGAUCUUCGCCUGCAGAGCCGGGGUGUUAAGCGCCCCGCGCCCGUCGCCGCGGACCCGCUGCCUGAGGAGUCGGCCGCAGCCAACGGCCCAAACAAGGAAACGAAGGCAACCGGCUUCCAAGCCAAGGCCGUGGCGCGUCUUGUGGAGGCGCUGAAAGAGGGCGGAGAGCCAGGAGGCCCAGGAGCCGAGGGCGCCGAGGGCGCCGAGGGCGCCGAGGGCUCCGAGUUCACGGAGAGCACCCGACGCUUGGCCGAGGCACUGGCGGCAGCCUUUGUGCAGAUUUGGGGCCUUUUGCCGGAGUCUGCGCAGCGGCUGCGGGCUCUCAUGGCCGCCCUGCGCUCCAACGCUGGCUUUCGCGUGCUGGUGCGGCAGCGAGCCGCCGUCCUUGGCCCAGAGAAGCUCGCGAUGGCGCUGGCCCGAGAGGACCCGCGGAGUUGGGCCGACGAUCAGCUGAAGGCAAAGCGCGCCGAGUGGCAGCGCGAGAGCCUCGCCGAGGCGGCACCGCAGCAGGGGGGUGUGGAGCGCCCAUGCCCAGAGUGUGGGGGCCGAGCCCUCUACGAAACAGGGGCCAGCCAGAAUUUUAAGAUAUCGAAGUCCUUCUCGCACUACCGCUGCAUUGAGCUGAACUGCGGCAAGGAGACGCACCUCACCGAAUGA
Molecule: messenger RNA, 771 nt
Organism: Symbiodinium natans
Lineage: Eukaryota; Dinophyceae; Suessiales; Symbiodiniaceae
Source: the annotation of a GenBank genome assembly